CCCUCCCUCCGCCCGCUGCGUUCCGCCCGUCCCAUUUCGCAACUCCAGUCUUUGGGUUUUUUUCCUUUUUUGAAUUUGUCCCCCCGCCAUGUCCACAACCGAGCCCGCGCCGCUGCCCGGCGAUCUUGCUCUCCUCCCGACGUCCGAUCUUGUCUCGCUGAUUGAUGCAAAAAUCGGUUCAAUUCUCCACGCCGUUCAGGCAAUCAUGCUCCAAACCGGCCAGCAGGGCCUUGUCCUGCCGUCCUCCAGCGCCUCGCCGGAGAAGUUCCCGGUCAAUGAGCAACUGCUUCAGGCGGUCGGCCAGCUGAUGACCUUCUACAAGGCGACCAUGGGUCAGAUCAAGCUUCUCCUCGAGACGCUCUACUCGGAGGAGCGUACCGGCUCGUCUGUGCCAGACGUUGGCAUCAACGAGGAGGUCACCUCGCUCCUGCGCAAGGACGCCGCCUACAAGGAGCGCAUCGCCGAGAAGCUGGCCCUCCUGAAGGAGAUCAAGGUCACGCUGUCGGCCUUUGAGAUCCACUUCUCCAAUGAUGCCUCCGAUCCGGCCGUUGGGAUAUAAUCGAACCAUAUUUGUGGUGCCGGCCGCGUGACGUUGGGCCCACCCACCAUAUGCCUGCGUGUGUGACCCACAGCGCGCAGCAAUGUGGCCUUUGUCUGGUGGCGGGUUCCAAUAGACGCCUUCGUUGAUCGAAGGGACAUCCAA
This is a messenger RNA of Fonticula alba, 703 nucleotides long. RefSeq lists its product as hypothetical. NCBI's taxonomy places the organism in Eukaryota, Rotosphaerida, Fonticulaceae. The record is from RefSeq and is a predicted model, not a curated record. Bases 89 to 559 code for a protein of 156 amino acids. The transcript is spliced from 5 exons.